Messenger RNA from Sugiyamaella lignohabitans, 3930 nucleotides. It is a transcript of the gene EAF1, whose product is annotated as Eaf1p. NCBI's taxonomy places the organism in Eukaryota, Fungi, Ascomycota, Dipodascomycetes, Dipodascales, Trichomonascaceae. The transcript has a single exon. The record is from RefSeq and is a predicted model, not a curated record. The coding region runs from base 1 to 3930 and encodes 1309 amino acids.
AUGGAGACGCUACGCGCUCAGGCCAUCGAGAAACGACGGCAGCAGUGCAGCGAUGUUGUUCGGGAUCGGAAGCGUAAGCUCACGGAGUUUUAUUAUUUGUCGCGAUAUCCGGUGCGUCCUAUCUCGCGGGAUGAGAUCAGGAGUGAACAUGAGAAUGUCAUAGGGUUUUUGGCCCAGAACGAUAUGGAAAACGGUGUUGUGUUUAACGAUGUCACGCUUCCGAGUCCGGCAGACGAUUAUUUGGGAAAUGGACCUAAACGAGCGCGUACAGAACCGCCGCUGUCCAUCACUCAGCAGCAGUAUCAGCAGCAGCUCAAUCUCCAACAGCAACAGCAGCAGUUGCGGGCUUUAAAUGGACCAAGUUCGGGUCCAGCUGCGGUUGGUUCGCGAAGUAUGAGCUCUGUGUCGGCUUCUUUACCGGCAUUGGCUUCAGGUGGUGUGAAAUCAGCUCCUCCUUCAAUCAAUCCUCAGACUACUACUGCUACUGCUAGUACUACGACGGUUAGAAGUGUGGCUGGUAGUGGUCCAGGAGGUUCGAUUUCUGCUUCUGAUGCCACAACAGCUGCUGAAACCGCGAGUGUUUUAAGUGGAAAUGGAGCCUCAACAGGUUCUAACAGUGGUGAGGCCGAUUCCAAGGGAAUUGCUGGUGCAGGUGCUUCGAUGGCAACCGGUACGCUAUCCGCACCUUCUAAACAACCUCCUCUGCCAAGACAGAGUAUGACUGCAAUUCGAAGGAGUCAGAGAUCCACUCCACCGCCAAAUGGUGCCAAUCAAAAGAAUAUCACAUAUGUUACAUACAGCCCACCGAGUUCAGAGGCUGGUGACAGCUCGACUCCGCCUGUAACUGGACCAACUCCUCCACCAGAAGUCAUGGUUUUCGUGGUGCCAGAUCGAUUGCCUGAGCCACCUCAGAGUCGACGUCCAUUGGCAGAGUUGUAUUAUACAACCCAGACACUUCCUCUCUCGAAACUACUACCAUCAGCCAACAAGACCCUGACUACAGAUGGGUAUCAAUUGGCACUUUUAGAAGGGAAGUUGGCAGUUGUACAUGCACGAAUCGAAGAGUUGAAACGGGCUGAAAAAUGGAGUUUACGCCAGCAUAUGAAGUUUAAAGGGCCGUAUCGGCCGAAGACUCACUGGGAUAAUCUGCUCGACGAGAUGAGAUGGAUGCAAAUCGCAUAUAAAGAAGAGCGCAAACUGAAAAUUGCCGUGUGCUAUGAAAUUGCUUGUGCUGUUAGGGACUAUUGGAAGUUUGGAAAGGAUGCUACGUGCGUCAAGUUCAAACCAAUAGUGCAUUUGAAGACAGAGCCGGAAGAGAAGGAUCAGGAUCAGGAAGUUGAUGCUGAUGGGGAUGAGUCGAUGAAACUGGAUAUUCCUGAUGCAGUUGAAGAAAAUGAAGUUGCGGUGGCCGAGCAGUCGAACAAUGAUGGUGAUGUCAUUGUUGGUGCUGAUGCUGAAGCUGAAGCUAAUGCCAAGGACGGCGAUGCUGAUAGUAAAGAAGAAAGUAAAGCGCUGGUCAAGGUGGAGAAACAAGAUUCUAUCAACCCAGAACUUCUAAGUUCAGAUUCUGCUGAGUCUGGGAAAUGGCUGGAUUCGCUCGUGCCCAUUAAAAACAAGAACGAAGAGAGUGUCGACGAAGAAAAACCACAACUUCACCAAAGCCCAUUUAAAGUGUACAUGUCAUUUGAUUCACUCAACUCUGCAUCCAAAGAAAUAUUUAAUAUGCUGCCACAACUGCCAACAUUCAAUAUCACUGCUCCAUAUAUCAACGAGUUUGAUAGUUUGUCGCUGACUUCAGUCACACGGUUUCUUUCUGCCCCCGAUCUCGGUCGUGGUUGGCAACGGGUGGUGUUGGAUACUAUUAGCGAUGAAUCACCCAAGAUCAAAGAGCCAUCUGAACCAGAGGAGACUAAAAGAAGACCUAUAUUCAGUCAUGACAGUCACCGACGAUACGUUAUCAAGGCACCUCAACCACCAAACCUCAAAUAUCUGGAAUACCGAACUCCAACACUUUGGUUACCGCAGGACGAUAACAAGCUGUUGAAGUUGGUCAAAGAUUUCAUGUAUAAUUGGAACAUUGUGUCGAUGCAUAUGCAACCAGUCACAACCUAUGGCUACAUUUCUAAUAUUGAAAGACGUACCCCAUGGCAGUGUUUUGAGCGAUGGCACCAAUUAAACCCAUCGUUUCCACUGACCGAGCUGAAAGGACAGUAUGCUCAACAGGCGCAGAUCUGGAUGGAUGCAUCCAUCAAAGCUCAGACCCUGACCAAGCGAAGAAUCUCGCCUUUAGGAGUUGCUAACGAAUCGAUUCAACGUGGACAUAAAAGACUUCGAUGGGCUAGUAUGUUGGAUGCUAUUCGAAAGAAUAUGCGGAAAAGAGAGAACGCACCGAAACCAAAUAACUCUGUGCAACGCAAACUUCAAAUGAAUGAUGGCAAUAAAAUGAAUGUAGCUUCACCAUUAGAACUGUCACGAAUGAAACAUGAACGAGACAAGGCUAUUGCCGAAGCAUAUGCCCAACAACAGCAACGCAAUUCUCAAUUGGCGUCUGGAGGUGCUACUUCAGCAGUUGCAGCAGCAGCAGCGGCAGCAGGUGGUGCUACCGCCAGACAUGCUGGUCAGAAUGGACCAAAUUCAGUAGCAGCUUCACGAGUUGCAGUUACUGGAGGCCCUGUACCACAACCUAUAGCUACAGGAGUUGGUGCUCCAUCAGUGCCUCUUGUAGCAGCAGGAGGCCAACAACCACGACCACCAAUGCCAGUUAAAGGAAUUCCAGCAGCUGCUAAUGGAGCUAAUGGAGUCAAUGGUCAACAAGUGCCAAGAAUGUCUGCUGAACAGCUCCAGCACAUGUAUCAAUUGGAAAGACACCGUCAAAUGUUGCGACAACAGCAACAAGCAGCAGCGGCUGCUGCCGCUGCUGCUAAUGGAACAGCAGGUGCUGGUGUUGCAAGGACUGCUGGAAGUGCUACGCCCCCUACACCAGUUGUAGCAGGCACUUCGCCAGCAGCUGGAAGUCCAGUAAUGCCACAGACAUCAGUAGCUGGUGGAACUGGAGCUCCUGCUGCUGGUACCUCGCCUGCAGCAUCUGUAGCUGGUGUAGCUCCUGCUGGACAAGUGACUCCAUUAUUAAGUCAACAACAUAUUACAAACCUCGUCAACUCAUUAGCUGCUCAACAUCCUAACAUGACUCCAGAGCAAGUGACUAAACUGGCACAUGCUCAAAUCCAACGGUACCUGCUACAACAGAAACAGCUCCAACAACAGCAGCAGCAGCAACAACAGCAACAACAGCAGCAAUUACAGCAACAACAGCGGUUAGUCCAACAACAGCAACAGCAGCAACAGCAACAAACCCAGCGAUUAGCAGCAGCUGCUGCUGCUCAACAAGGACUUCGUCAGGGUCCAGUUCAAGCUCAAGGUCGAGUGGCCGGUGUUGCUGGUGCAAAUGGUAUUCAAUCACCGACCAUAGCGUCUCCAACUAUGGCCAAUGUCCGACCUGCUGGAGUUCCUUCUCCAACUGUGGUGACACAUCCUGGAAGUGUUCCUUCGCCAACCCUCGUCGCGGCCACUUCUGUUCCUGGUGGACCUUCACCGACCAUGACUGCCAAUGCUCGAAUGGUUCCUGGACCCCAGCAAGUUCAAGCUGCUCUGUACGCCAAACAACAGGCACAAGCCCAAGCCCAAGCUCAAGUUCAGGCUCAACAAGCACAAGCCAGAGCUCGAGCUGCUCAGGCACACGCUCAUGCCCAAGCUCAAGCUCAUGCUCACGCACAAGCCCAACAACGAGCUUCGCCAACCAGUCACACUUCACCACAAGUCACAGCAGCUCAACAACAACAAAUCAUGGCCCAAGUCAUGCGACAGCAGAUGCAACAACAGCAACAAGCGGCCCGUCACCAACCACCAACAAACCCUGCCCCGCCAAAAUAA